Messenger RNA from Rhizophagus irregularis DAOM 181602=DAOM 197198, 382 nucleotides. The record is from RefSeq and is a predicted model, not a curated record. Lineage: Eukaryota; Fungi; Glomeromycota; Glomeromycetes; Glomerales; Glomeraceae.
AAACAACAUAAAAUUCGGCAGGGUUAAUGUUAUGAAACGUUAUUUACUUUCUGAUACUGCAUGUUUCGUAAAAAUGCGUUCUGUCAACAUCAAUUGUCUAGUUCUGGGAAAGCCAUUCAGAAACAUAAUCUCUAUCAAAAUUAAAGAAAACGAAACGAUUGGUGAACUCAAAAGACGUAUUAAAGCUGAAAAGAUUACUUCGAAACUGUUGGCGCAAGUGACCUCAGAUUAUAGCGUACAAAUACCCAUAUAGGAAGCAAUAAUACAUUUCCCUGUUUUGAUCUUUUCGACAGCAACGAAAUAUUGUCAUAUUUUGGAAUCAAAGACAUUUGGAAAGAAAAUCCUCCAAAAUCUAAUAUUCACGUAGUUGUUAAAAUCGAAG